UCAUUUUAGGGAACUUGAACGCACCACACUAUCGGGUCCAGAGCGUCUGCGAGUCCGAGAAAGUGCUUCUAAAAUGCCCGCUGAUGUGACCCAGUGGACCGGAGACCUAGCUCUGCAGGAGGUCGAGGAGAAGCCCGGCCAGCCCUUAGUGGUCAAAUAUGGAGAUUUGGAAAUCGAUGAGCUCGGAAAAGUGCUGACUCCGACGCAGGUGCAGGCUCGACCCACCACCAUCGAGUGGCCCGGAUGUGACCCCAGCAAGCUCUACACGCUAGUGCUGACCGACCCGGAUGCCCCGAGCAGGAAGACCCCCAAGUUCCGAGAGUGGCAUCAUUUCCUGGUGGUCAACAUGAAGGGAAACGACGUGUCCUCCGGAAAGGUCCUGUCGGACUACGUGGGCUCAGGACCUCCUCGGGACACAGGUCUCCACCGCUACGUGUGGCUGGUCUACGAGCAGCCCGCCGCGCUCUCCUGCUCCGAGCCCGUCCUCACCAACCGCUCCGGGGACGGACGCGGGAAGUUCAAGAUCCAGGACUUCAGGAAGAAGUACGGCCUGGCAGCGCCGGUGGCCGGGACCUGCUACCAGGCCGAGUGGGACGACUACGUGCCCAAACUGUACGAGCAGCUGGCCGGGAAGUGAGGAGCACUUAGAUCCAGCUGCUGUCAGCGGAUCCAGAAACUCACCAGAUCACCAGAGUAUUUUUGUUUGUCAGUCAGUGAAGAUUCCUGAUCAAUAAACCUGAGUUCACCUUCAGACGUCGACUUUGAU
Synchiropus splendidus (mandarinfish) is the source of this 766-nucleotide messenger RNA. RefSeq names its product phosphatidylethanolamine binding protein 1 (gene pebp1). The coding region runs from base 74 to 637 and encodes 187 amino acids. The record is from RefSeq and is a predicted model, not a curated record. The transcript has 4 exons. Gene Ontology annotation, biological process: negative regulation of MAPK cascade. NCBI's taxonomy places the organism in Eukaryota, Metazoa, Chordata, Actinopteri, Syngnathiformes, Callionymidae.